Messenger RNA from Brassica oleracea var. oleracea, 3804 nucleotides. Its product is annotated as disease resistance protein RPS6-like. Gene Ontology annotation, molecular function: ADP binding. The transcript is spliced from 5 exons. Gene Ontology annotation, biological process: signal transduction; defense response. NCBI's taxonomy places the organism in Eukaryota, Viridiplantae, Streptophyta, Magnoliopsida, Brassicales, Brassicaceae. The coding region runs from base 131 to 3799 and encodes 1222 amino acids. The record is from RefSeq and is a predicted model, not a curated record.
AGUUCUUUCUUUUUGGGCAAACAAUCUUUUUACUUUUUGAUUAAGUGUUUAUCCUAGCUACUACAGGAAAACGUGUGGUCGUCACUUUAUUCUCAGAUUUGCAUUAUACCUAGAUUGUUUCGUUCUCUGGAUGUCUUCUUCUUCGUCUCGCAAUUGGGCCAUUGACGUCUUCCCGAGCUUCAGAGGGGAAGAUAUCCGCAAACAAUUUCUCAGCCACUUUCGAGAUGAGAUGGAUCGUAAAUCGAUCACUGCUUUCGUAGACAACGAGAUCGACAAAGGUCAAUCGCUGAGCCCCGUGCUUAUACAGGCGAUAAAGGAUUCGAGGAUCGCGAUCGUCAUCUUCACUAAAAACUACGCCUCCUCUGCAUGGUGCCUAAACGAAUUGCUGGAGAUAGUGAAAUGCAAGCAAGAAUUGGGUCAAAUUGUGAUACCGGUUUUCUAUUGUGUGGAUCCUUCUGAAGUCAGGAAGCAGGAAGGAGACUUUGGAGAGAUAUUCAAAAAGACAUGCCAAGACUACAAGAAAACAAAGGAUGAAAUACAGUUAUGGCGGGAUGCGUUGACUAGUGUGGCAAAUCUCACCGGGUUUGAUUCUAAGAAUUGGGAAAGUGAUGCAAAACUGAUUAAAGAUAUCCUCAGUAAUAUUCUGAAGGAACUGAAUAUAACUCCAUCUAAGGAUUUUCAGAACUUUCCCGGGAUAGAAGAUCAUUAUGAAAAGAUGAUUGCAUUGUUGGAUUUGGAAUCUGAGGAAGUGAGGAUGGUUGGGAUAUGGGGUCCCUCAGGGAUUGGCAAGACUACCAUUGCAAGAGAUCUAUUUAGUCGUCUCAGUCGCCACUUCCAAAGUAGUGUUUUCAUAGAUAGGCGAAUUGUGUCUGAGAGUAAGGAAGGUUACAUAAAAUGCAACCCCAUAGACUAUAACAUGAAGUUGCACUUGCAAGAAAAAUUCCUAUCUAAAUUAUUAGAUGAAGAGGGAAUGAAGGUGAAUCACUUAGGUGCAGUGAAAGGGAAACUAAAGCACCGGAAGGUCCUUAUCAUUAUUGAUGACUUGGAUGAUCAAAUGGUGUUAGAUGCCUUGGCCGGUGGACAUGAAUGGUUUGGUCCUGGGAGCAGAAUCAUUGCGAUUACAAAAGAUAAGCAUAUUCUAAGUUCUCAUCGGAUUGAACAUAUCUACGAAGUCGAUUUCCCAUCUGAAAAAGUUGCUCUUCAGAUUUUUUGUCAAUCUGCUUUCAAUCAAAAUUCUCCCCCUGAUGGUUUCAUGGAGCUUGCUUCUGAAGUUGCAGAGCGUGCAGGUGGUCUUCCUUUGGGUCUUAACGUUCUAGGUGCAUCUAUGCGUGAUAGAAAGCAUAAGUAUUGGGUAGAUACUUUACCUACUCUUCGGAAAGGUCUAGAUAAGAGUAUUGAGAAAACGCUAAGGUUUACCUACGAAGAAUUAGAAAGGGAAGAUGAUAAAGCAUUAUUUCGUCACAUUGCAUGUCUUUUUAAUGGUGAUGAAGUCAAUUACAUUGAAUUGAUGCUUAGUGAGUUGAAUGCUAGUAAAAGUCUUGAACAUCUAGUUGAUAAGUCCCUCAUACGUAAAAUCCUAUCGGAUAAUAAUACGAAUAGCGUGGAGAUGCACUGUUUGGUUCAAGAAAUGGGGAAAGAAAUGGUCCGCGCACAAUCUAAGACACCCGGAGAACGGGAAUUCUUAAUGGAUUCAAAAGAUGUUUGCAAUGUUCUUAAAGAUGGCACUGGUACUCAAGAGGUUCUUGGUAUAUCACUGGAUCUAGAUGAUAUAGAUGAGGCGCAGAUACAUGAGAAGGCUUUUACAAGGAUGAGUAGUCUCCAUUUCCUUAAAUUCUAUAAAAAGUCAUUGGGGGGGAAGAAGGAAGUUAUAUGGGGAAAAUUACCCAAAACACUCUAUUUUCCGGAGGAACUCAAAUUACUAACUUGGCCGGGAUAUCCUAUGGCAUGCAUGCCUUCUAAUUUUUGUCCUAAAAAUCUGGUGGAACUCAGAAUGCCCAACAGCAAGCUUAAGAGUCUAUGGGAGGGAGUAAAGCCGCUGACAUUCCUCAAGGAUAUUGAUCUGUCAGAAUCUAAAAACCUGAAGAAAAUCCCAGAUCUUUCAACAGCUACUAAUCUUGAGACAUUGAAUCUUCGUGGUUGUUCAAGUUUGGUGAAGCUUCCUUCCUCUAUUGGGAAUCUCAGUAGUCUAAAGGAUUUGAACAUGGCUGGAUGCACAAAGCUGGAGUCUCUUCCAAAGGGCAUCAACCUUAAAUCCCUCAUUCGCUUCAAUCUCAGUGGAUGCUUUAAGUUGAGGAAUUACCAUGGUAUUUCAGAUAAAACUUCAGUCCUCCAUUUAAACAAAACAGCGAUCAAAACUUUCUCCUCUUUCGGUCUAGAGAAUGUCGUUGAACUUCACCUUGAGCAAAUAACUAGUAAGGGGUUGUGGAAAGGAGUUCAGCCUCUUCCAAGCCUCAAGAAAAUAGUGUUGACGGGAUCUGUAAACCUAAAAGAAAUCCCGGAUCUUUCAAAGGCAACAAGACUGGAGACACUUAAACUCAAUGGUUGCUCGAGUUUGGCGGAGCUAACACUUUCGUCCAUUCAGAAUCUAAAUAAUUUGACGAGCUUGGAAAUGGUAGGAUGCUCAAGUCUAAAGACACUUCCAACCGGUAUCAACUUGGAGUCUUUGUAUUCCCUCGAUCUCAACGGAUGCUCGCAGUUGACGAUUUUCCCAGAGAUCUCAACCAACAUCUCGACUCUUAACCUAAACCAAACGGCCAUCAAAGAAAUUCCUACAAGUAUCAAAAACUUGUUAAACCUAGAAUACAUGGAAAUGCGCAGGUGCAAAAAUCUAAAGAUUCUUCCGACCGGCAUCGACUUAAUCUCUCUCUAUCACCUCGAUCUCAAUGGAUGCUCACGGCUGAGUAGUUUUCCAGAUUUCUCAAGAAACAUCGCUAUUCUCUAUCUAAACCAGACAGGGAUUAGAGAAGUUCCUCCAUGGAUCAUUGACUUCUCAAACCUUGAAACCUUAGAGAUGUGGGAGUGCAGAGAGCUUUACCACAUUUCACCAGAAAUUUUCAAACUUCCCAACCUUCUCGAGGUUUUCUUCUCAGAGUGCAAGAAGUUGACUGAAGUUAGAUGGCCUGAGAACACAGAAGACAACAAUAACACUUUCACUAACUUGUCAUUGGUCAGUUUCAUCGAUUGUUUCAGUUCAAAUCAAGAAGCCUUCAUUCAACAAUCAGCUUCCGAGUAUAUGAUCUUUCCAGGUGAGGUGCCUCCAUAUUUUACUCACCAAUCAACUGGUAGCUCCCUUAACAUCCCCCUGCAUCAUUUUUCUCUCUUUAAAAGAACCUUCUUGGACUUCAAAGCUUGCGCCGUGGUUGAUUCUGAUCUCGUCGUUGAUCCGACGGUCAAGGAUAAGCUUUGCUUUAUAGACAUUGAGGUAGAGUGUAAGUUUAGAGACAAGCACGGGAACUACUUUGGACCCGCUAAACCAAAAUGUGUGUCCUUGCAUCUGAAAUAUAAUCAUCAGAUUAUAUUUGAUUGUCGUUUCCCUCUAGACCAAGCGUGCGAUCAAGUUAUGAUAACAUUUAAGCUCCCUAGUAGCAGACUUAAACUAAAAGAAAAACUAAAAGGCUGCGGUGUGCGACUCUUAGACUGUCCUCCAGUUUUGCCUAGUCAGACUGAAGCUGAUGAAAGCAUAGCUGAUAAUGAUGGAAGUUCUGAGAAUUACCUUGUUGAACAUAAGUGUAAAGACAAUAGCGAUGAUGAAGGCUAUGUGAUGCGCGGAUCUUCACCGGUCUUUUCUCCGCAAGCCUAGUUGUG